Molecule: messenger RNA, 915 nt
Organism: Cladophialophora carrionii CBS 160.54
Lineage: Eukaryota; Fungi; Ascomycota; Eurotiomycetes; Chaetothyriales; Herpotrichiellaceae
Exons: 3
Coding region: 1-915 (304 amino acids)
Biological process (GO): monoatomic ion transport
Cellular component (GO): endoplasmic reticulum; plasma membrane
Molecular function (GO): monoatomic ion channel activity
Source: RefSeq, a predicted model, not a curated record
AUGGGCAACGACGUCUUCCGCCACAAUGGCUUCACCAACACGGUGACAACCAACAACCACAUUACCGCCCCCGGUAGCGAUUGGUACUGGACAGUUUGUGCGGUUAUGACCGUGUCUGCCUUUGGAUUCAUGAUCCAUUCGUACUUCAAGCCCCGCAGCCAGCGCCUGUUUCACUACCUGAAUGCCACCAUCUGCCUCAUUGCGGCUAUUGCGUACUUCUGCAUGGGCUCCAACCUGGGCUGGACCGCUAUCGAGGUCGAGUGGGUGCGCAGCUCUCCUGAGGUUCGCGGCAACAUGCGCCAGAUCUUCUACGUCCGAUACAUCAACUGGUUCAUCACCACUCCUCUGAUCGUAGUCCAAUUGCUCUUGGUGGCUGGCUUGCCCACUCCCACCAUUCUGUACACCCUCUUGAUGACCGAGAUCGUUGUUAUCAAUGGACUUGUUGGCGCCCUCGUGAAGAGCUCCUACAAGUGGGGUUUCUUUACCUUUGGCGCUGUGGCCUUUUUCUUCGUCGCCUUCGCCAUUGUCUGGGAUGGCCGCGCCUAUGCCCGUGUCCUCGGCGCCGAUGUCAUGCGCAUCUUCAACAUCCUCGCUGCCUGGAUCAUCCUGCUCUGGACUGUCUACCCCGUCAUCUGGGGCGUCUCGGAGGGCGGUAACAUCAUUCCCCCUGACUCCGAGGCUGUCUCGUACGGUGUCUUGGACCUCCUUACCAAGCCCGUCUUCGGUGCCGUCCUCAUCUGGGGUCUGCGCAACGUCGACCUUGAGCGCCUUGGCAUCCACGUCAAUGAUGCCAACCCACGCGUCCCAAGAGCUGCCCCUGCUCCUAAAACCGAAAAGGAUGCCGAGGCCGCCGCGGCGGCCAACAAUGGUGUCACCGCGCCGGCUGCCGCUACCACUCCCGAGACUGCUGUCUAA